Messenger RNA from Tachysurus vachellii, 1809 nucleotides. RefSeq names its product V-set and immunoglobulin domain-containing protein 10-like 2. NCBI's taxonomy places the organism in Eukaryota, Metazoa, Chordata, Actinopteri, Siluriformes, Bagridae. Gene Ontology annotation, cellular component: cell-cell junction. Gene Ontology annotation, molecular function: cell adhesion molecule binding. The record is from RefSeq and is a predicted model, not a curated record. The coding region runs from base 1 to 1809 and encodes 602 amino acids. The transcript has 6 exons. Gene Ontology annotation, biological process: cell-cell adhesion.
AUGAUCAUUGGUGCAUUUCAAUUUCUUCCUGAUUCAGGGUACCCAACACCUCCCAAUGUGACCAUCAGUAAGAUCAUAUACAGUGGGCGUCAGAGGACAGAUGUCAACGUGGAGUGGUUGGUUCAGGCAUAUGGUGAUGUCACUGGGUUUUUCAUUGAGCGGCAAAAGCUCACUGUUCCUGUAGAGAGAAGUGACAUUGUUCCUGUCUGGGAGAAAGUCACUGAAAAUCUGGAACCCAGCACUCGUAGCUACCAGAUCACAAAUCUUGACCCCAGUACCAUGUAUGCAUUCCGUGUAACACCGGUCAAUCGUCGUACUAUUGGAUAUUCUUCUGAGAUCAAGAGCCCAGUGUCUUCACCUGUGUCCAAACCCUACAUCCUGCUGAGUGACCCGUCACCUGAGGAAGGAGCAUCAUUAUGGAUGUACUGUAGUCUGAAUGAUGGAACAGAUCCCAUACAGUACACAUGGGAGCACGAGAGCCGCAGUGGGCAGGUCACCAUUUUAGCUGAGAGCAGCAGUAGUAAAAUUAACAUCACCUUGAUAACACGCAAUCACACAGGCUGGUUCAGGUGCCUGGCAAAGAAUGAGGUUAAUCAGCAGCACAGUGACCGACUCUGGUUAGACGUUAUAUUUGGACCAGACCUGCCACAGAUUGAUGUAACACCCUACUCAGUAACAAAUCGAGGAUACUCAGCUCUGGAAAGAGAGACUGUUUCCCUCCUAUGUCAAGCCUCAUCCAACCCUCCCAGUGUGUACGUCUGGUUCUACAACAACUCCCAGGUUUACACUGGACCACAACUUACUAUCACUAAAAUCUUUCGAAUGCACACAGGCUACUAUGCCUGUCUGGCCCAGAACACUUACCUGAACACCCGCUCCAAGAAAACCAUCACUCUCACCGUCUACUAUCCACCAGAUGGAAGUCCAUCUUGUUCUGUUCUCCCAGUGAACAACUACACUGACCUAGCUCUGUCCUGUUCAUGGAAGGGAGGUUAUCCUUCACCCACCCUGAACUGGAGUCCAUAUGUAAAUGGAGACAACAGAGAGGAAAUUACUGACAUCACUUGGAUUCAAUCAGGGCCUGAGACAGCUAACAACUCUGUAUUCACCUGCUAUGGCUCGCAUGUUGCGCUAAACGUUCCCCAAACCUGUGUCACUAGAACUUGGAUGCCUUAUGGAGAACCCAAGUGUUCUGCAUAUGCGACACGUAAUAACGAGUUCCUGAUGCUGUCCUGUUCCUGGGAGGGUGGUUUGCCUCGGGCUCUACUGUGGUGGGCUUCUAGCUCGGGAGACAUGCAGGGAACAUCUGAGGACAACUCUAACAUGUUGGUCCUGCGUUCCAGUGCCAUUUACAGCGGCAAAUCAUUUGUUUGUCAUGCCAAACAUCCAUUAGUUAAAGAGAGCAAGCAGUGUGUGCUAAAGUUAGAGGCACCAGUGUUGAUGACUCAACGCAGUGUGGUUUCAGUGUAUGAAGGCAAUGAUGUCCAGCUCACCUGCAUCCUGAGUAAAAACUACCCAGCGGUCACAAAGAUCACCUGGUAUAAUAACUUAAAGCAGAACGUUGGUGAGACACCGAAGAAAUAUGUCCUCGAGCAAGCUGCCGCUUGGUUGAACUUAACUGUAAGAGAAACAGACAGCAAGGUGGACAGUGGACAGUACUGGUGUUCGGCUGCUAAUGCUAUCGGAGGAGCAGAGAUUCCUGUCUUGCUUCUAGUUAUGAGUAAGUAUGCUGAGGGUGCUUGUUCAGGCCUAUUAAUGCCUUAUGAAUUCUCUAUUUAUGAAAUAUGCUUUGAAAUAGUGAGAAACUGA